Molecule: messenger RNA, 9243 nt
Organism: Sorex araneus (European shrew)
Lineage: Eukaryota; Metazoa; Chordata; Mammalia; Eulipotyphla; Soricidae
Gene: ENTPD7
Product: ectonucleoside triphosphate diphosphohydrolase 7
Exons: 13
Coding region: 290-2101 (603 amino acids)
Biological process (GO): nucleoside diphosphate catabolic process
Cellular component (GO): membrane
Molecular function (GO): nucleoside diphosphate phosphatase activity
Source: RefSeq, a predicted model, not a curated record
AUUGGCUCCCGGCGGUUUCCUUGGGGACGUGGCGCCGCCACUGGCCCGGGCCUUCUUCCGGCUGGGUGAGAGGCCGGAGCAGCUGCUCUGUCCCGGAGCCUAGAGGUGCAGAGGGAGCCCGGCGAGCGGCUGGAGCCGGUCUCAUCUCGAGGGCACGCCGGGGGUAAGCCUGAAAUCCCACCAACUCUUUGCAUGCUGCAGAUUCAGGAGAUGCCUGGGCCAAGGAGACCACCUUCUCAGGGCAAAAGGAAAAGGAGGUGACAGGCAUUGAGACCGCUGAAGGUAACCCAUGGCUAGGAUCAGUUUUUCCUACCUCUGCCCAGCUUCUUGGUACUUCACUGUGCCCACAGUGAGCCCAUUCUCCCGUCAACGGGCCUUCCUGGCACUCUUCUUCAUAUCCUGCCUCCUGCUACUAAUGUUGAUUGUGGACUUUCGACACUGGGGUGCUUCGUUACCAAGAGAUAAGCAGUAUGAAAGGUAUCUGGCUCGAGUGGGGGACCUGGAGGCCACGGACACCGAAGACCCGAACCUCAGCUACGGGCUGGUUGUGGACUGUGGCAGCAGCGGCUCCCGGAUAUUUGUCUAUUUCUGGCCCAAACACAACGGGAACCCCCACGACCUCCUGGACAUCAAACAGAUGAGGGACCGCAACAGCCAACCGGUGGUGAAAAAGAUCAAGCCAGGCAUCUCUGCCAUGGCCGACACCCCCGAGCACGCCAGUGACUACCUGCGCCCGCUGCUGAGCUUCGCGGCGGCUCACGUGCCCGUGAGGAAGCACAAGGAGACGCCCCUGUACAUCCUGUGCACGGCGGGCAUGAGGCUGCUGCCCGAGAGCAAGCAGUUGGCUAUCCUGACUGAUCUCGUGAAAGAUUUACCUCUGGAGUUUGACUUCCUCUUUUCACAAUCUCAGGCGGAAGUGAUCUCUGGGAAGCAGGAAGGGGUUUAUGCGUGGAUUGGAAUCAACUUUGUUUUGGGAAGAUUCGACCAUGAGGAUGAAUCAGGUGCUGAAGCUCCCCAGGAGCUGACAUCGGGGCGCAAGAGGACUGUAGGGAUACUGGACAUGGGAGGAGCCUCCCUCCAGAUUGCUUACGAGGUUCCUCCCUCCACCACGCUCCUUCCUCCGAAGCAGGAAGAGGCUGCGAAGAUCUUGCUGGCCGAGUUCAACCUGGGCUGUGACGUGCAGCACACGGAACACGUGUAUCGGGUCUACGUCACCACCUUCUUGGGUUUUGGAGGCAACUAUGCUCGGCAGCGCUAUGAGGACCUGGUGCUGAAUGAAACGCUUCACAAGAACAGGCUGCUGGGCCAGAAAACGGGUCUGAGUCCCGACAACCCCUUCCUGGAUCCCUGCUUGCCCGUGGGCCUCACCGACGUGGUGCAGAGGAGCGACCGGGUCCUGCACAUCCGGGGCAAGGGCGACUGGGCCGCGUGCGGGGCGCAGCUGAGCCCCCUGCUCCUCCGCUCCAACACCAGCCAGGCCUCGCUCAACGGCAUCUACCAGUCGCCCAUCGACUUCAACAACAGCGAGUUCUACGGCUUCUCCGAGUUCUUCUACUGCACGGAGGACGUGCUGCGCAUUGGCGGGCGCUACCACGGGCCCACCUUUGCCAAGGCCGCUCAGGAUUACUGUGGCAUGGCAUGGCCAGUUCUGACGCAGAGAUUCAAGAACGGUCUCUUUUCAUCACACGCAGAUGAGCAUCGACUCAAAUAUCAGUGUUUCAAAUCGGCUUGGGUGUACCAAGUCCUUCAUGAAGGAUUCCAUUUUCCCUACGACUAUCCAAACCUGCGGACAGCCCAGCUGGUGUAUGACCGUGAGGUCCAGUGGACCCUAGGAGCCAUUCUCUACAAGACACGCUUCUUGCCACUCAGGGAUCUACGGCAAGAAGGGGUCCGGCAGGCCCACGGGAGCUGGCUCCGCCUCUCCUUUGUCUACAACCACUAUCUCUUCUUCGCCUGUAUCCUGGUGGUGCUGCUGGCCAUCAUCCUGUACCUCCUGCGGCUGCGCCGGAUCCACCACCGGCACACGCGCGCCUCAGCCCCGUUGGACCUGCUGUGGAUCGAAGAGAUGGUGCCCAUGAUGGGGGUACAGGUGGGCCCCUAAGGCGGAGCGUGGACUCCGGGAGCUCCAGGACCCCCAGGACCCCCAGGACCCCAGAGUUGCUGCUCGUUGAAAUUGAUCGCACCACCCCUUUCCUGUAACGGCUCAGAUGCUGCGCGUGCCUGGCGAAAACAAAUCGGGCAUAUUUGGCCUUAGAGCUUCCACUUCCGAAUCAACGCGUCUUCCAUCUCAGUUUCCACUCUCCCUCCUGAGAGAAGCUGUAAUUUCACCGGUGGAGGAUUAAACAAUGAGAGAUUGGUGCUAACGCAGGGGGACCAAUCUUAGUCCCGGGAAGCCUGCGGCCUCGGCUUUCUGUGGCAGAUCCGGUGUGUUCCUGGGAUCCUUCCCGGCAGUGGGCACACCGGAGGGCUGGUUGGGACCAAACCGGGAGCAUCUGAUAAAGACAUUUCUUGCAAGAGCAGCUGCCCCUCUUCUUCUCUGUAACAGAGAUACCAGUUCUGUGGACUUCCACAGCCUUUAACAGGGAUCUGAGCACUCUGCGGUUCCAUGGGACAGAUAAGAAUUGCCAGGCAACCAAAAUGAUACAGCUUUCUCGCUUACUUGACAAAGGAAGCCAUCCUGAGUGCGGCCCGGGAUCCCUGGCAUACAAGUUGCUGAUUACUUGUAUGUGAUUUUAAAAGGUUCAAACUUCUUGUGAAUCAAUGGUCCAUUGCGGAUUUUGACAUCGUCGCUGGUGCCUGGAAUGACCAAGAUGGGAAUUUUUUUCUUAUUUAUGUGCCUCACAGGCUGUCUGGGCAUUCAUUUUUCUUUCUGAGCCAUUAGCGUACUUGCCGGAUGGAGAAACUGAGAUGGGAUGGAUGAGCUGGAUCUGUCUGGUUUCAGGUCUCCGAGGCAUCUCUGCGAGCCCUUAUCUGGGAUGAUUCAAGGAGAGAUCCUUUAUGCUACUGCUAAGAUCAGUAUGUAGGUGGGACGGGGAUCGUUACUGUGGGGCUGUGGAUCAGAAAGAACAGUAACAGGACAGAGGACAUGGUAACAAAACCCAAGUUCUUAUUUAUUAAUGUUUUCCCGAGAAGUAGGAAACAUAUGGUCUCCAUAUGGUAUCAAAGGAAGCCAAAUCUACACUUUAAAAAGAAAUAUAGGGGCUGGAGGAAUAGCACAGCGGGUAAGGCGUUUGCCUUGCACUCGGGCGACCCGGGUUCGAUUCCCAGCAUCCCAUAUGGUCCCCUGAGCACCGUCAGGGGUGAUUCCUGAGUGCAGAGCCAGGAGUAACCCCUGUGCAUCGCCGGGUGUGACCCAAAAAGAAAAUAAAAUAAAAAAAUAAAAAGAAAUAUAGAUUCAUAAACCCUUUGGCAACUUUCAGAACCUUUGUAAAGAUAUGGCUUUGUUAAUAGCAUUUCCACAAAUGAGGAGUGAGAAGAGCCAAAAUAGUCCUGUUCCAUCCACCAGCCCUCAGGGGCUUUGUUCUCCUUUGUAUGGGAAUGGCCAUUUGCAGAUGGCUCUCUCUCUGUCUCUCUCUGUCUCUCUCCCUCUCUCUCCCUCUCUGCCUCUCUCUCUCUCUCUCUCUCUCUCUCUCUCUCUCUCUCUCUCUCUCUUUCUUUGGAGUCACACCUGGUAAUGCUCAGGGUUGCAUGGAAACUAUAUGGGAUGCUGGGGAUUGAACCCAGGUCAGCCGAGUGCAAGGCAAGUGCUAUACUAUCACUCCGGCCCCUGUUUCUCAUUUCUUUCAACUCGUACUCCUCCAUGGAGUCUUUCUGCUCUGCCUUUCCUUAUGGAGCCUUGAUGGCUCUGCUCAAGAAUACAUUCCCAGGGCUGGAGCAACUUGCUUCCUUUUUGUCACCUUACCCCCCUCCUUACAUCCCCCCUCGACCCCAGUUCAUGUUUUGUUUUUUGUUUUUGUUGCCUUUGAUUUAUAGGAUUAAGUGAAUAGGGAAAACUGUCCCUGACUCUAAAGGGGGCCGGGGGUAGCUGAAUUAAAAAUAAAGUCCAUACUGGGAGCAGAAAGGAAUUGAUGCCUCAUAAAACAGGAAGCAAAAAAAAAAACAAAAACAAAACCCCCAAAAAAACAACAAGCAAUCAAGACUCUCCAAUAAUAAGUGGGCUGGAAAUCAGUGGUUGGUGCCUGGGCCUGGCUGGCAGGUGAGAAGGUGAUGGACUUUGGUGAUUUUCAAUUUCAGAGUCUUUCUUUUUUUUCUUUUUGGGUCACACCCAGCAAUGCUCAGGGGUUACUCCUGGCAGUGUUGGGGGAGUGGGGGACCAUAUGGGAUGCCGGGAAUCGAACCCAGGUCUGCCGCGUGCAAGGCAAAUGCCCUACCCUCUGUAGUAUUGCUCAGGCCUCAAUUUCGGAGUCUUGGUUAGAAGUAUUUCUUACUUUUCAUCAGGACUUGCGUCAUAGCAACUUUUAAUUUUUAAGAUACUUACAUUGUCCCCCCCCCCCAUUUUUAACUUUUUGUGUCCCUGUAAAUGAGCCCUGUAAUCAGCACUACUCAUUGAUAACAUCAAAAUAUGUUUUUUGCUAAUCAUUGCCUACUCAGGAAACUUUUCUGGAAACCUCGGUUUCCAGAUACGUCACUUCCUGGCGAGAUCGAGAACAGGGUUUCUCAACCUUUGCCCAGCGCUGGCCCUCUUCCAGCCUCGUUUCCUUCCUGCGGGCUCUUGUCCUAGUCUGGUGCUGUGGUUGCCCCCAGCCCCCAUCCCAUCUACAGGAUUUCCCCCCCGGGAAUCAUCUUGGGGGUGCACAUGAAGCCAUAUGGCCCCAAUUGAGAAAGGGUAACCUAGAGAAUAACCCGGAGUUCGCUGAUUGGCUGGUCGUGAUCAUGUGGUAUGCCCCAACCGGAAUUGACGGGGAGGGGUGAUGACUGUUCAUUUGAAGCCCUUGUUAGAAAGUCAUUCUUCGUCUUGGUUAUAAUCCUAGCAACUACCGUUUGUUAAGCACUGUGUAUCAAACGGUCUUAAGAAUUUUAAGUGUCUUAUUUAAUCAUGAUGACAACCUUUCCGAUGGAUAAUACUGUGUUCUUUUUAUAGCUGAGAAAACUCAGGAUUCCCGUGUUCAUUAUUUUUCAAUAUAAGUGCAUUCCUUUUUCCUAAUAUAUUUUAAUUUGUGUGUUAUAUUGUUUCAGUAAUACUGUAUCUAAGCUUGUCUUUAGGUAAUAAAGACAAAUUCAUGGUAAAUGAAUAUGAUUUCUCAGAAUUCCAUGUUAUAAAAAUCAACUAUGUUUUGAUAAUGCUUCUUAGGAGAAAAAUAAUUUUUUUCCCUUUUUUUUCUGGGGGGGGCCAUACUCAGUGGUACUUGGGGUUACUCCUUGCAGUGUUUAGGGGCCCAUGUGGCAGAGAUGGAACCCAGGCCUUUUGAGUGCCAAGCAUAGUCUCAGCCCAUUGAGCUGUCUCUUUGGCCCAGAAAAACCUAAUUUUUGUUAUUCGUAUUGGUUUCUGCACUUCUUCCAUUUCUCCUAAAGAACAGAUUUUUUAGCGACAUUUCAUUUUAGGUGAAAUUUAGUGACAUUUCAUUAAAGACAUAUCAUUUAUUUCCUGUGAGAACCAGUCAUCUAUUGUUUUCUCAUAAUUAAACGUUCUUAACUCAUAGAAACCAGACCAUCUUGUGUUGCUUCGAAUCCUCUUUUAGGCCUCUGCUAAGGUGUUUUAAGAUGUCUGUGUACAUUCCUGCAUGGUGAGUGGUUCCUCUGUCAAGAUGAUUGUUUUCAUAAAAUUCACAUUCCACUGGUGCCUUUGAAUCCUCCCCACGCUGAUCGGAGCAACAGUGAACCCGCACUGUGUGAGCACUUUUGUUAUUCCUGAGACCCAUCACAGACUUUAUUCGUCAGUGCUGGCACAACCAUCACUUCCCUCAGAAUUCUUUUUCACUAGAAUGUCAAGAAACUAUGUGUCGCUGCCCACAUGCCAUUCCAGUCGCCGAGCUAGCUGCGCAGAGGGCUGACUUACACCAUCCUUCUCUCCUAAGAUUGAUUUUUCUCGGUCAAGGAAAUUUUACUCACAUUCCCCCCAACCUUCUGUUUCUUCUCCGGAUGUCAUCCAGACUAGCUGGGCUCUCCCCUCCUCGGCCUCAGACUUUCUUUUACUUCAAAGGCUUUAGACUGGAGGCGUGAAACGUGUCUGGUUGGAAGCCCGCCCUGCGCCUGUGACUUUCAUAUCCAUACUCAUGUCUCUGGAACAGAGCAGCCACCCCUCAUGACCGCUUCCUAGAAGCAGGUGCGCCUUUCCCACCACGUGCCCCUUUCCUCAGCCCCUCUUUUUCUUGGUUCUAUGUUUUGCUCAUUAUCAGGAGUGAAGGGCACCUAGGUGGACUUGACAAAAGCCGACGACGUGGCUUCUGUCCCUGCCCGUCAUUAACUAGCGCUGGUGGUCGAGCCAAGUCACUGAACCUCUCUGGCUCAUUUAUCAUCUAGCAAACCAGUUGCUUAGACAAGACAAGAUGAGGCCCCCGUAGCAAGGGAAUUAAUAGCAGGAGAGAUGGUAGAAAACCCCAUUUCAAGCCAGGGGGAUACGGCUUUUGCUUUAGACCAGACUGUGCAAGAGAGCCAGUAGUCGCCUGGUCUUCCCUGACAUUAAGGUUGAUGGGAAUCAAGCUUCCAGCCGCUGUCAUUCAUGAAUUUCAGAAAUUAGGACUUUGAUGGGGAGGGUUUCCAGAGCAUCAGCACCCUUGCUUUUGUGAAUGAUGAAACCGAGGCUGAGAGCGGUGCUGGUGAGCUGUACCACAGACAUACUCCCUGCUUGGACAGCUCCCGCGAAACCCUCCGGGAUGGGGUCCCACAGGAUGGUCUUUUAGAGCAGAGAGUACAGCGGGCAGGGUGCUAGCAUCCCUGGCACCUCAUGGGGGGUUCCCCCAAACCCCACUGGGAGGGAGCCCUGAGCACUGCCAGGUGUGUCCCCCAAAUGGAAAAACCAAAAGACUUUCAAUAAGAACCUACUCCCGCGUGACCCAGCCAGCCACAGCUGCCCAGUCUGCUGCUGUCCAUCUGUCACUGUUCUGCUCAUGUAUCGGUAUAAGAUGCCAAAGAAAUUCUGUUAGAAAUAGUACCAAGGUUUUCACUACCAUCUAUUUUCACUUAUCUUUUAAGACAUCGAAGAUUUUAGAUAUAUCUUUUAAACAAUUAACUUAAUUUUGUACAGUUUCCUUAGCCAGAAAUUGUAAUCCAUGGGAUGGAAACCAUCUAAAUCAUUAAGGUAUAAAUGCCCAUUAGAUCCAUCUCAGAAACUUGGUUGUGGUUCUUGGGUACUUUCCAGACUUCUGGAAACAGUGCUGGCGUAUCUUUUUUGUUCUCUUUGACUUUCUUUUCAUACCAGUUCAGAAGGAGUGUCUAAAUAAUUUCUCAUUUUUUUGCUGUGAAGUAACAAUUUAAAAUUCUCCCAAAUGAGUCUCUCAGAUGGCAGGAGUUUGAGAAUGCCAUCACAGAACCAUCUGCUUCUGCCAGGUUGAGGAUUUUGUUAGUGACAUGAGAAAUACUUGUUCUAGUGACUCCUUUUCAUGUCCUAAUAGACUCCCUUUGUAGCAUCACCCGAGUGUUCUCCUUUUGCGCUUGCAGUUCAAUAUUUCUCAGUUUUGGCAGCAUUUUUAUUAGAGGAGAGCGAUAGCACAGCAGGUAGGGCAUUUGCCUUGCAUGCGGCCGACCCAGAUUCGAUUCCUCCGUCCCUCUUGGAGAGCCCGGCAUGCUACUGAGAGUAUCCCGCCUGCACGGCAGAGCCUGGCAAGCUACCCAUGGCAUAUUCAAUAUGCCAAAAACAGUAACAAGUCUCACAAUGGAGACGUUACUGGUUCCUGCUUGAACAAAUCGAUGUACAAAGGGACGACAGUGUGAUUUUAUUAGUGGAGGAAAAAUACCUCCUCUCCAUUCUGCUUCUCAGAAGUAUGAGUCUUCGGAGACUUUUCUUUCUUUUUGGGUCACACCCAGCGAUGCACAGGGGUUACUCCUGGCUUUGCACUCAGGAAUUAGUCCUGGCGGUGCUCAGGGGACCAUAUGGUAUGCUGGGAAUCGAACCCGGGUUGGCUGUGUGCAAGGCAAACGCCCUACCCGCUGUGCUAUUGCUCCAGCCCCUUAGAGACCUUUUUUUUUUUCAGUAAAGCAAAAUUUUUUUAUUGAAAGGAAUUUAAUUAGAGAAAUAAACAGAAAGAGGACCUACAUUGUCAAGAGUGCAGGGCCUUCUCCAGAGUGCAUUAAUCCUUCGGAGAAUCUCUGUUUUGUAAAAACAAGCCAUCACCCAUUCUACAAGGGCUUUCUCCUUCUAAAAUAUAUUCAAUAAUUUCUUGCCAUUCUUAGAAAAACCAAAGUUGGAGUUUUGAAUCACAGGCUAUAUUCAGCCAUGCUUGUGCGUGUGCAUGUGUGUGUGUGUGUGUGUGUGCGUGUGCGUGUGUGUGUGUGUGUGUGAUCAUAGGCAACAAUGAAGCCUGUAUUCUCCUGUGCCUCUCCCUCUCUGGCAUCCCCUCUCAGUGACUCUCGUCCCUCUUCACACCCAGCUGACCCAGCAAUGUCCCUUUUCAGGCUGUCCUGCGGGGCUGGGCCCAUUACGGCUGCUCCUUUACUAGCUUAAAACUCUGCCUCUGCCAGCAAGGAUCCCAGACACACGCUUUGGUUGCUGAUGUGUCAGUGCGUUGUUGUCUGUGAGAUUCUCACUACCCAGUUCCCCAUUACCCGCAGCCUCAAGAUGUCUCGUCUUCGCCAUGAUUUCUGCCGUGAGCGGAGGACUCUGCGGCAGUGUGUGGGAGGCGUUUCACCGUCUAAUUUCCCCUGGGGAGCUGGGGAGUUGCUGAGGUUGUGUGUUUUUCUAGUGCCUCACGUUCAUUUUUGCUGAACAGUUUCCCCCAGAUCCUCACUGAUACUGUGGAUUCUGCUGAGCUAGACAGACAGUGCCCCCACAAAAAGGGACGAUAUUCCUUCAUGCAGGGACAUGGGCCCAUGUGUCACGCCAUUUGUGUCCUGUCGUUGCAAGCAACAGUAGUUAAUCAUAACCCCUGCCUCAAAGGACAGCGUUUGUCAAUCUAACUUAAAGGCUAAACACCCAGAUGGAGAGAGAGCUCGGUGGCCGGAUCACGUGCUUUGCAUGUAGGGGAUCCAGGUUUGAUCCUGAGCACUUGUAACACGGGUCCCCAGAACACUGUCAGGAGUAACUUCCAAUAGCCCCUGUGCACCACAGCUGUGACCCCCAAAUUAAACAAAGUAAAAUAAGAAAGACUC